Anoplopoma fimbria (sablefish) is the source of this 5863-nucleotide messenger RNA. RefSeq names its product guanine nucleotide-binding protein subunit beta-4. Gene Ontology annotation, molecular function: signaling receptor complex adaptor activity; protein binding. The record is from RefSeq and is a predicted model, not a curated record. Bases 384 to 1406 code for a protein of 340 amino acids. Gene Ontology annotation, cellular component: heterotrimeric G-protein complex; cytoplasm. The transcript is spliced from 11 exons. Gene Ontology annotation, biological process: G protein-coupled receptor signaling pathway. NCBI's taxonomy places the organism in Eukaryota, Metazoa, Chordata, Actinopteri, Perciformes, Anoplopomatidae.
UACACUUGCAGCUGAAAGGAAGAACUGAAACGACAGCGCUCUGUACGACUCACAAUCCAUGCCAUUUAGGACGUAUGCAGAAAACGCCCACUUCCUCUGCUACUUAUCUUCACUGGAAAAAGCUGGGACCAUGGUUGCCGUGUGAAAAACUGAUCGGUGUGACUCGGAUCGGAAGGACAGACCGAGCCAACAAAAAAAAAAAAAAAAAAAAAUCAAUCCUGUUUCAGGUGUCAGCUGUAAAAGCUUGUGUGUGCGCGUGUGAGAGAGAGAGAGAGAGAGUGUGGGGUGUGUGAGUGAGUGAGUGUGUGUGCAGGCACGCGUGUUUUACCCGGCCCUGUCGGUAUUUGGAGCGGAGUGUGGCCUGAACAAAUCACAGAAGGACAAUGAGCGAGCUGGAACAGUUGCGGCAGGAAGCCGAGCAACUACGCAACCAGAUCCGGGAUGCCAGGAAAGCCUGUAGUGACUCCACUCUGUCACAGAUCACAGCUGGUCUGGACUCAGUGGGCCGGAUACAGAUGCGGACGCGACGUACUCUCAGGGGCCACCUGGCCAAGAUCUAUGCAAUGCACUGGGGGAGCGACUCCAGGUUACUUGUCAGUGCCUCGCAAGAUGGAAAGCUAAUCAUCUGGGACAGCUAUACGACAAAUAAGAUGCAUGCCAUCCCGCUGCGUUCUUCCUGGGUAAUGACGUGCGCCUACGCCCCCUCUGGGAACUAUGUGGCCUGCGGAGGCCUGGACAACAUCUGCUCCAUAUACAGCCUGAAGACCCGAGAGGGCAACGUGCGUGUCACCCGAGAGCUACCCGGACACACAGGUUACUUGUCCUGCUGUCGUUUCUUGGAUGACAACCAGAUACUGACCAGCUCCGGAGACACCACCUGUGCAUUGUGGGACAUAGAGACAGGCCAGCAGGCCACCACUUUCACCGGCCACACAGGGGAUGUGAUGAGUUUGUCUCUUAGCCCGGACUUCAAGACCUUUGUGUCGGGAGCUUGUGACGCCACCUCCAAGCUGUGGGACAUUCGUGAUGGCAUGUGCAGGCAAUCCUUCACCGGCCAUGUGUCCGAUAUCAACGCCGUCACCUUCUUCCCCAAUGGGAAUGCCUUUGGCACAGGCUCCGACGAUGCCACCUGCAGGCUGUUUGACCUGCGUGCCGACCAGGAGCUGAUGAUGUACAGCCAUGACAACAUCAUCUGCGGCAUCACCUCUGUGUCCUUCUCCAAGAGCGGCCGACUGCUCCUGGCCGGCUACGAUGACUUCAACUGCAACGUCUGGGACACUCUGAAAGGCGAACGUGCAGGUGUGUUAGCGGGCCACGACAACAGGGUGAGCUGCUUAGGGGUGACAGAAGACGGCAUGGCCGUGGCCACCGGCUCCUGGGACAGUUUCCUGCGGAUCUGGAACUAAACAAAACCGCUUCCUUGUUGUACUCAAUCACUGCCCUCCAACUUGCUCCCCGCAACUCCCACCCCCACAUAUCCCAACUCAUCUGCUGGGCUGGACCUGAGGGGUGCACACUGUGUCAGCCAAAAUCCUCUCAAAUCACCCCCACCCCCUCCCCCACCCCCUGAGUUCUCCUCUCUGCAGGUGACCUGCCCACCUGUGAGAAAGUAUCAACUCUUUCUACCUGUCCAAGUGACGUAUUUUUCACCCAGCCAUCAAACGGAAACAAAAUUAAGAACCUUUCAGUAGAGUUGUCCAAUCAAAAAUAUAGAAAGAGAUGAGUUAAUAAAAUCUGAAGAUAUAAAAAAAAUAUUUCCCCCUAUUCCAAUUCUCUUCUAUGGGGUGAUAAAAAGCAUCUUUUACAGUAAUUAACAUCAAACAAGAUGACCAUUGGUGUGUAAUAUGUAAAUGUAUAUAUAAAGACAGUAUAUAUGUAUAGCAUUAUGUGUGUAUAUAUGCAUUAUAUAUGCAUAUAUAAUGUGUAUGUAUAUAUUUUUGUAGUUUAUUUCCCACCUUUGAGGUUCUUUUUUUUUUUUAUGAUUUUCGGGGGUUUAUGUUUUAUUUCUAAUGUACAUAUUCACAUUACUACAAAAGAAAUAUUGCCAGAAACGCGUAUUUUUUCCUGUGUGAGUACCAGAUUGAGUGUCAGGCAAUUUAGACACAGUUACGUAUCAUACUUAACCCAGAAAGCCUCCUUUCAUUUUCUAAUAUUUCUGGUACUUGCUGUUAAAUCAAAAAUAUAAUUUGGCCCAGCUUAACCCACUUCCUUCAUCUGUGUAUGUGUGUAUUAUUGUACAGGCAGCAAGUGUAAUUCAUGCAUCCUGUAUCUGCAAAUUCAUGUGAAUGAUGGCAUUUUAUUUUAAUUAUUUUAACAACACGACCCCUGGCAAACGUCACCUUAGUCUUUUUUUAUUUGGAAGGAAACCACCACACUGCUGUGAUAAUGAUUAGAGAGCGAGCUUCAAAACCAACAAGUGGUGUUUUUUGUCUGGAUUCAGGUUUAGCUCAAAAAGUAGAAACUGGUGAUUUUUAGGCUAAGAUAGAAAACUUUAUUUAACUGAAGAGCCUGCUUUGGCCUCUACUAACAUGGAUUGUGGUUUCAAAUCCUCAGAUGCUGAAUAUCUGAAGACCACAUUCAUUCCAUGCAAACAGCUGUGUGGUAUGAUCAAUGUCCCAACAGUCCUAAAUGGAGGUUUUGCAUCCUAAUAUCACCUGUCAGCUGUGGCCUAUAGAAUCUACUUUUCCGUAUAGUUGAGAUGAGCAUCUUGAAUUGCCCGUUGAAAUGACACUGAUGGAGAGAAGGGCAUCGCAAAGAGAGAUGCGUCCUCCUCAAGCAGAAGCCGUUUUCUACCUGUGAGCCUGUAAAGGUGCUGUAUGGACAAAUGGUAGAGCGGUCUGUCGUUACGUGAGGAUAUUUAAUGGACCAAUCAAAGACAGCAGUGACUCUGUCUGAGGACUAGAGAAAAAAGAUGAAGAGAGAAAGAUGUCUGUCAGAGCUUGCUAUGUCAUUUUUAUCUUCUUUUUUUCUCAAAGCGAAGGAUCAAUGAGUCCUUUUUCGUUGUCAAAAAGGUGUGAACUGAGUGACUGCAUGGAACUGAAAUCAUGUUAGCUGCUCGGAAAGCACACCACUGCCACCACAAGCCUGUAAAAAGAAAAAAAAAAAGAGAAAAAAAGGUUGUUUUUUUUAAAAGGGUUUUAACACUUUUUUUUUUUCAUCACCAAAAACAUGUUAUGAACUGUUAAAUAUUGCUUGUGAAGAAAGUACACUUGGUAGACAGAAAUGUACACUUAGUAGAGAGCUAGACAUGCACUCACAAACUGUAGUACAAAUGUAAACCAUUGAGCACAUGUGACUUAUUUACCCAUAGAAGUGCUGUCUCUGAUUUUUGAGUAUUUUCUCAUCACACAUCUUCCAUUAAUUUUGUUCCUCUAAAGGCUUAAUUAAAAAAAGAAAAUACACAUAAUGUAUGUGAGUUGGACCUAUCCAUCGGCUGUCUCAGGUGCCUAUCUCUGAAUAUAAACAUUUGACCCACAUGGGCCGGAUAAAGGAGGGUUUGUGCUCCUGUGAGAUGUGGCACUAUUGUGUCUCCAUUCUGCCUUACGAUACCAUUCAUAAUAGAAGGUAAUACUAGCAUCGACUACAGUAAUUUUUUUCCUCUUGCUAUUCCUCUUUACACACUGAUCAAUAAGCGAGAUUGCUGAUUCUUUUCUUUUUCCCGAUAGAAGCACAUUCCGAUACUAGUGAACACUAAAAAAGCAUGCUUACAGAAAACCACGCAAACACAUGCAGCUCCAUACUGCUUCUUAAAGCUUUUUAUACAAUUCUGCUUUCUACUACUACUACCACCGCACACUACCACUGUAGUAUUUAUUUAGGUUCAAUCGGCUAUCAAUGAAACCCUUCUAUGGCCUACCGUGAUUACUUUUUUUUUUUUUUUUUUUUUAGUUCUUGAAUGUUUUAGCUGCUUCUACCUGGCUGUGCAUUGAUGAAUCCAUUUUGAGAGAAUGUUUAACAAUAACAGUUUAUAGUUUUUAGUCUGAGAAUAUCUUUGAGGUGUGUAGGAUGUGAUAUGUAUUGCAUAUCAGUGUGUGGGUGGGAAGGGAUGGGGGGUUGGUUUGCUGAUGUAUGUGGAUAACAUAUAGAUCUAAGUGUUACUUCCUCAUUUGUGCCAAUGUUAUCCACAGACUCUGAGCUGUGAACUGAAAACUAGUCAAUGUGACAAAAAAAAACAAGUUUGCUCACUUUACUCAAGUGCCAGCUUUCUCCAUAUCCAUCAAUUAAAGUCACAUCAGUUUGAUUUUAUAUCCAGUCUGUUUUCUGAUCAAACCGGCGUACUGCUUAUAUCUGAAGAUGGGUGUUCGUGUUAUUAAGUUAACAGUGCUUAUUUGAGUAAAGUCAGUCAGCGGACGUCAGAUGUUCAUGGUCCCCAAAUAAAGAUGAUGAAAUGUAUUUAAAGGAAUAGUUCGAAAUUUUGGUACAUUUUUGCUUUCUGGCGGUUUGAUAAGGAGAUUCAUGCCACUCUUAUACAUGUCUGUUAAAUAUUAGGCUACAACUAGCAGCCAAUUAGCUUAGCUUAGCACAAAGACUGGGAACGGGGGCAACAGUUUGCCUGGCUCUGUCUGAAGCUAACUAAUACACACAUUAUGUAUGUUAUGUGUUCAACAAAAAACUAUAAAAAAAGAAGCCAAUUCUGCCUGUUGCCUGGCAACUGGUCAGGCACAAACCCACCCUGUGAAAGGUGAAUUCGCAUUUUUACACAGUUUUUGUACAUAUUGAACAGACAACUUGUUAAUUAGUGUGCUUUAGAGAUGCAGACGUUGUUACUGUUGGACAAGGCCAUGCUGGCUGUUCCCCUCCGUUUCCACUCUUGCUAAGCUAAGCUAGCCGGGAGCUAGCAUUAGCCUUUUAAGUUAUUUGUUAACGACAAAUAUAAAAGUGGUAUCUUCCCUUACGCUCCUCCAGAAGCGAAUAAGCAUAUUAUUUCCCAGAAUGCCAAACUAUUCAAAUAAAACCCACCCCGUUCUUUUAUGACAUUAUAAGCUGUGUAAAAUUUAAAAAAAAACAAAAAAACAAUACAACAUUGCCCUUCGUAGCUGAAAAGGGGAUUGUGUUUUAUUUCGGACAGUGAUAUUCAGCGGGCAACCAUUUCCUCGCUUUGUGUGUUAUUCAGCAGUAUUAGCAGCUGGAACUUGGAAUAGUAACACUUCUACGUGCCUGUGCAGUUCACUCAUUAAUCAAAAAGGUGCUUGACUUAAUUUAAUUUUCACAUUAUGUUGUAUUUAAGUCUCCUCCAGUUUAUUCUCCUAACUAUACAACUGAUAUGGAGCUGUUGAAUCAACUUCUGUGGUGUUACAAAAUGUUGACACUUGAUGCAUUUACAGUAUUGUUUGAAGCACCAAGAUCUGUGACUUCUUUGAAUCACUGGAGUGGUAUGUUUGGCAGUAGUUUAUUUUUGGCGCUCGGUGUAAGUUGCCAUUUGUCACCCACAGUGCCAACAUUUAACUUCAAAGAGCAGAUGUGAAAAUGCUGCUGCUGCUGCUGCUGCACAAGUUCAGGCAGCAUUUUGAUGACUCUCCAAAUUGAAUCCAAGUUUCUGGUUCAAUGACACCCACCACUUGAAUUGAUUGUCACAUGAUCACCACCAUAGCACCAUCACAAAAUAAUGCACUGCCCUUUGACUCUACAUCCUACUGUCUGACAUUUUGAUUUAUUUAUUGUUUUAUGUUUUAAGCCAGUAAAGACCAGGGACUUGGUGCCAUGAUAAUUCUCUUACAGUGCUAUUGUGUGAAAUUAUAAUCACUUGUUAUGGAAUAAUUUUUAUAGUCUUUUUCACACCAGACCUUUUUUUUGUAUUUGUACAGUGGCUUGGUGAUACUGAUAUGUUGCCAUGAGUUAUUGUAACCAAUAAAAAGCUUCUAAC